AUGUGCUACACAUACCGCAGAAAUGACAGAUCGGAGGAGGAUAAACGCCCCCAGUGGUGGGACCAACGCACCUGUCUUUGUAAAUCCAGCGACACCAGCAGACUCGCUCGCAUCCCAGCGUCCAACGCGCACUCGCGCGCCAGACGAGCUGCGCAAGAUCUUCCUCAAGACCGGCCUCGUCCCCUUAGCCUCUGGCUCCGCUUACCUCGAGCUCUCUCCUCCCUCCGCCCCGCCCACGAAAACCCUUACACCAUCCCGCACAUCUCUCAAGCUCACCUGUGCCGUCCAUGGCCCGAAGCCCCUCCCGCGGUCUGCACCCUUCAGCCCUCACCUCAUUCUCUCAACGACUGUCAAGUUUGCGCCAUUCGCUACCCGCGCUCGGCGGGGCUACAUCCGCGAUUCUACAGAGCGAGACCUGGGCGUGCAUCUAGAGACUGCGCUUCGUGGCGUAGUAAUAGGGGAGCGGUGGCCAAAGAGCGGAGUAGAGGUCAUCGUGACCGUGAUUGAGGGAGAGGAGGAUGGGUGGUGGGGGGAUGGCCUUGUGGGUGGAAGUAGCGGGGCAGGAGGGGGUGGUUGGGGCUUAAUGAGUGUGCUUGCGGGCACGAUUACGGUAGCUAGCGCGGCGAUUGCGGACGCGGGGAUUGAUUGUGUGGAUUUAGUCUCUGGGGGCGUAGCUGCAGUUGUGCGGGAUGUCGAUGCGAAGGGGAAGGGAAAGACGGAAGAGGGGUUACAAGAGGGGGAGUCGCUGGUGCUAGACCCCUGUCCGGCGGAGCAUAAGGAUAUGGUGGCAGCGUGCGUGGUCGGAUAUCUGGCUGGGCGAGACGAGAUUACUGAGAUCUGGAUGAAAGGAGAGACCGGAGGCGCUGCGGAUGUUUUGCUGGACAAGGCUGUGCACGCGGCUGUCGCUUCUGUGACUGUCGUAAAGGAGGCAGUAAAAGAAUCAAUUGAGCAGAAGUACAAGGACGUGCUGAGCAGUGGGCAAGGAGGCUUUCGGGGUCCUAAUAUUACGAAGGAGGUGGAGAUGACAGGUUGAAGAGUUUUAGAAAAGGAUUCUGGGAGUGGUUAUUUCCUUGUGCAUAGCGUUGGCGUUUUGUAAUGCGGAAAUGGUAGCAUCGGAGCGCUCCCAGCGCGCUCAAGCUCUAGUCGAGAGUAUUCCACCGCUUCGCCUUCGGUAACAAAAGAUGAAGAGAGCUUUUCAACAUUGAAGAGAAACUAUGUCACUUUGAAUACUUUACUGCACACAUCACGUUAAUGAGCCUAAACUUGUCAGAGUUGGGCACGCUUGCACUCGUGAAGCAGAUUGCGGAUGUGUAGACUAUCCGUUCAAUGGCUUCCAAAUUCCCGGCAGCAUAAACUUCCGUUCCU
Messenger RNA from Mytilinidion resinicola, 1365 nucleotides. RefSeq lists its product as uncharacterized. The transcript is spliced from 2 exons. Bases 23 to 1033 code for a protein of 336 amino acids. Gene Ontology annotation, biological process: poly(A)-dependent snoRNA 3'-end processing; U4 snRNA 3'-end processing; rRNA catabolic process. Gene Ontology annotation, cellular component: nuclear exosome (RNase complex); nucleolus; cytoplasmic exosome (RNase complex). The record is from RefSeq and is a predicted model, not a curated record. NCBI's taxonomy places the organism in Eukaryota, Fungi, Ascomycota, Dothideomycetes, Mytilinidiales, Mytilinidiaceae.